UUUCUUUCGGCCCAACUUGGCCCACUCACCCUCUCAAGCUCCCUCAUCAUCAUCAUCACCAUCACCAUCACAGAAACAGCUAACAGGAAGGAGGAGGAGACUCAAGCGGCGCUUCCCUUCCUCUCUCUCUGUAAAUAAUGGCGGAAAAGGACCAACCAUUGCCAAAGUUCGGGGAAUGGGAUGUCAACGACCCAACAUCAGCUGAGGGAUUCACAGUAAUCUUCAACAAGGCUAGGAAUGAAAAAAAGACAGGUGGCAAGCCUGACUCACCAGCAAAGGAUAGUUCCACAUACAAGCCUGGUGCUACUGCUACUCUUGGAAAGCCUCAGACUAAAAAAUGGCUUUGCUGCAUACAAGCUACUCAUGCAGAAUAAUGAAGUGGCUCUUACAUUGUAAGGCCACUGAUGGCAAGAUAUUAUUUAUCUACACCUAGCCCCAGCAUACAAUCCAGAAGACUGGAGCUGUUUUCAGCAGCUAUGAUGGGUCCUGCAGAAAUCUAUUUGUUGUGGCUAGAGCUUUGGUAAUGAUGAGGGCUUGGGGAAGUAUGUGAUGAAAGAACACUUUUAUUUUCAGUUUAUGAAUACCGAUGGGUGAUUAUUGAGGUUUAUGCUUGUCUGCUCCAUUCAAUAUAUCCCGUUAGGCAACACUGUUGUGACAUUCUAUGUUUUGUUUCGAGUGAUAUGAUUUUCUUGUGUAUUUGUGUGCUUGUUA
Molecule: messenger RNA, 711 nt
Organism: Populus euphratica (Euphrates poplar)
Lineage: Eukaryota; Viridiplantae; Streptophyta; Magnoliopsida; Malpighiales; Salicaceae
Product: RPM1-interacting protein 4
Exons: 3
Coding region: 138-374 (78 amino acids)
Cellular component (GO): plasma membrane
Source: RefSeq, a predicted model, not a curated record